Molecule: messenger RNA, 4043 nt
Organism: Oncorhynchus nerka (sockeye salmon)
Lineage: Eukaryota; Metazoa; Chordata; Actinopteri; Salmoniformes; Salmonidae
Product: neurobeachin-like
Exons: 45
Biological process (GO): intracellular protein localization
Cellular component (GO): membrane; cytosol
Molecular function (GO): protein kinase binding
Source: RefSeq, a predicted model, not a curated record
GUCUCCUACCCUUCCUGUCCCUUCGUGUGUAUCUCUGUAGUCUACCCUUCCUGUGUCUCUCUGUUGGUCUCUGUCUCCUGUAGGACCUACCCUUCCUACCCUUCCUGUCUCUCUGUCCCAGGUCUCCUGCCCUUCCUGUGUCUCUCUGUCUCCUACCUUCCCUUCCUGUGUCUCUCUGUGGUCUCCUACUCCUUCCUGUGUCUCUCUGUCUCCUACCCUUCCUGUGUCUCUCUGUGGGACUCCUACCCUUCCCGUGUCUCUCUGUCUCCACCCUUCCCGUCUCUCUCUGUAGGACUCCUACCCUUCCCUGUGUCUCUCUGUCUCCUGCCCUUCCUGUGUCUCAUGUGUCUCUGUAGGUCUCCUACUUCCUUCCUCUGUGUCUCUCUGUCUCUGUCUCCUACCCUUCCUGUGUCUCUCUGUCUCCUACCCUUCAUGUGUAUCUCUGUAGGUCUCCUACCCUUCAUGUGUAUCUCUGUCUCCUACCCUUCCUGUGUCUCUCUGUCUCCUACCUUCCUGUGUCUCUCUGUAGGUCUCCUACCCUUCAUGUGUUCUCUGUCUCCAACCCUUCUCAUGUCUCCAACCCUUCAUGUGUCUCUCUGUGGUGGUCUCCUACCCUUCCUGUGUGUCUCUUGUCUCCUACCCUUCCUGUGUCUCUCUGUAGGUCUCCUACCCUUCCUGGUCUUCUCUGUGCCUCCUACCCUUCAGGUCUCCUUACCCUUCAUGUGUAUCUCUGUAGGUCUCUAUCCCUUCCCUGUGUCUCUCUGUCUCCUCAUCUCUGUGUCUCUGUGGGUCUCCCCAUCCUUCCUGUGUCUCUCUGUGGUCUCCUACGCUUCAUAUGUAUCUCUGGUCUACUACUCCUUCCUGUGUCUCUCUGUAGGUUCCUACCUUCCUGUGUCUCUCUGUCUCCUACCCUCCUUCCUGUGUCUCUCUGUCUCCUACCCUUCCCAUGUCUCUGUCUCCAACCCUUCCCGUGUCUCUCUGUCUCCUACCAUUCCUGUGUCUCUCUGUCUGUUCUCUGUAGGUCUCCUGAUCUUCCUGUGUCUCUCUGCAGGUCUGGUGUGUAUGAAGUCCAGUACUUCAGUAGUAGAGCUGGUGAUGCUGCUCUGUUCUCAGGAGUGGCAGAACUCUAUACAGAAGAACGCCGGUCUGGCCUUCAUCGAGCUCAUUAAUGAGGGAAGACUGCUGUGCCAUGCUAUGAAGGACCAUAUUGUGCGUGUGGCCAACGAGGCAGAGUUUAUCCUGAACAGACAGAGAGCUGAAGACGUACACAAACACGCUGAGUUUGAGUCUAACUGUGCCCAGUACGCUGCUGACAGGAGGGAGGAGGAGAAGAUGUGUGAUCACCUGAUCAGCGCUGCCAAGCACAGGGACCAUGUGACCGCCAACCAAUUGAAACAGAAGAUACUCAACAUCCUGACCAAUAAGCACGGGGCAUGGGGCACGAUGUCACAGAGCCAAUUACACGACUUCUGGCGUCUGGACUACUGGGAGGACGACCUGAGGAGGAGGCGGAGAUUCGUACGAAACCCCUUUGGCUCCACCCACCUUGAUGUGUCACUUAAAGCUCUGGAGGACUAUGGUACGGAGGAGGAGGAAGAAGAGGGGCUUAAGUCUAAGAAGACCUUGCGCAGCCAAUCACUGGUCAGUCAGAACCUGGAGGCGGAGCUAAUGCUGGAGGGAGACGAUGACACUGCCAGUCUGCUGCAGGAGAAAGAGAUGGACAACCUGGCAGGCCCUGUGGUGCUCAGUACUCCAGCCCAGCUGGUAUCUCCAGUAGUGGUGGUCCAUGGGACUCUCUCCAUCACCACCACUGAGAUCUACUUUGAGGUGGACGAGGACGACCCGAGCUUCAAGAAGAUCCACACCAAGGUCCUGGCCUACUCCGAGGGUCUACAUGGCAAGUGGAUGUUCAGUGAGAUCAGAGCUGUUUUCUCCAGAAGAUACCUUCUCCAGAACACUGGUCUGGAGGUCUUCAUGGCUAACCGCACGUCUGUGAUGUUCAACUUCCCCGACCAAGCUACAGUGAAGAGGGUCGUCUACAGUCUACCCAGGGUGGGAGUAGGAACCAGCUACGGACUGCCUCAGGCCAGGCGUAUCUCCUUGGCGACCCCUCGUCAGCUGUUUAAGUCGUCCAACAUGACCCAGCGUUGGCAGAGGAGGGAGAUCUCUAACUUCGAGUACCUCAUGUUCCUCAACACCAUCGCAGGGAGGAGCUACAAUGAUCUGAACCAGUACCCAGUGUUCCCCUGGGUUCUCACUAACUUUGAGUCAGAGGAGCUGGACCUCACUCUGCCCGGCAACUUCCGAGACCUUUCCAAGCCAAUCGGUGCGUUGCACCCAAAACGAGCGGUAUUCUCUGCAGAGCGCUAUGAUACCUGGGAGGAGGACGGAACGCCACCGCACCACUACGGCUCCCUCUACUCUACCGCUAACACCACACUGCUCUGGAUGCUGCGGAUAGAGCCCUUCACCACGUUCUUCCUGAAUGCCAAUGAGAACCAGUUUGACCAUCCUGACAGAGCCUUCUCUGGCAUCGCACGGGCUUGGAGGAACUGCCAACGGGACACUGCUGAUGUCAAGGAGUUGAUCCCAGAGUUCUACUACCUCCCAGAGAUGUUUGUUAACAGUAGUGGUUUUGAGCUGGGACAGAGAGAGGAUGGGACUCCUGUGUCUGACAUAGAACUGCCAGCCUGGGCCAAGAAACCUGAGGACUUCGUACACAUCAACCGCAUGGCGUUGGAGAGUGAGUUUGUGUCAUGCCAGCUGCACCAGUGGAUAGAUCUGAUAUUUGGUUAUAAGCAGCGAGGGCCCGAGGCUGUACGAGCUCUUAACGUCUUCCACUUCCUGUCCUAUGAGGGUUCCGUCACCUUGGAUACCAUCACCGACUCCGCACAGCGGGAGUUGAUGGAGACCCAGAUCCAGGCAUGUGGUCAGACUCCAUCCCAGCUGCUGAUCGAGCCCCACCCCCCUCGCUCCUCUGCCAUGCACCUGUGUUUUCUUCCCCAGAGUCCUCUGAUGUUUAAGGACCAGAUGCAGCAGGAUGUGAUCAUGGUGCUGAAGUUCCCCUCCAACUCUCCUGUGACCCACGUAGCAGCCAACACCCUGCCCCACCUCUCUGUCCCUGCUGCUGUCACCGUCACCUGCAGCAGACUGUUCGCUGUCAACCGUUGGCACAACACCGUCGGUCUCCGUGGGGCUCCAGGUUACUCCCUAGAACAGGCUCAUCACCUGCCCAUUGAGAUGGAUGUGUGUGUAGCCAACAACUCAGGUGUGAGUAAGCGUCAGAUCACAGACCUGGUGGACCAGAGCAUCCAGAUCAACACACACUGCUUCGUGGUUACCGCCGACAACCGCUACAUCCUGGUCUGUGGCUUCUGGGACAAGAGCUUCAGAGUCUACUCUACCGAGACAGGUAAGUUGACCCAGAUAGUGUUUGGCCACUGGGACGUGGUGACGUGCCUGGCCCGGUCAGAGAGCUACAUCGGAGGAGACUGCUACAUCGUGUCGGGGUCCAGAGACGCUACCCUGCUGCUGUGGUACUGGAGCGGACGCCAUCACAUCAUUGGAGACAACCCCAACAACAGUGACUACCCUGCUCCGAGAGCCGUGCUGACGGGUCAUGACCAUGAGGUGGUUUGUGUCUCUGUCUGCGCUGAGCUGGGACUGGUCAUUAGCGGGGCCAAAGAGGGUCCAUGUCUGGUCCAUACUAUAACAGGGGAUCUGCUGCGGGCCCUGGAGGGCCCAGAGUUGUGCCUGAGGCCCCGCCUCAUCUCUGUGUCCAGCGAGGGCCACUGUAUCAUCUGUUAUGAGAGAGGACGCUUCUGUAACUUCAGCAUCAACGGGAAACUGCUGGCUCAGAUGGAGCUCAACGACUCAACACGGGUACGACCACGGAUACAGUGUAUAUAUCAAAUCAAGGCAAAUUGUAUGGGUCACUUACACAUGGUUAGCAGACGUUAUUGGUCACAUGGUUAGCAGAUGUUAAUGGUCACAUGGUUAGCAGACGUUAUUGGUCACAUGGUUAGCAGACGUUAUUGGUCACA